AUGGAAUAUUUAACAAAAUUAGAUGUAAAUAAAAAUUUUCCCGUCAAUAAUACAAUUACAAAUAGUAAUAAUAAUAAUAAUAAUAUCAAUAAUAAUCAUAAUAUCACUGGAUGCCUUCCAUCGACAACAUUGAAUUUCAAUGUUUCCUCAUAUUAUUCUCCACAUUUGAUACAUUUCCCACCGGAACAUUUAAAUUCCGACUUUGAACAUCAACAGCCAAUGAAUGAUAAAAUUAAAACAAAACCAAAUGAUCAAUUGUCAAUGAAUUCAAUGAUUUCAACUGAUCUUGGAGUUAAUAAUCAUAAUCAUAAUAAUAAUAAUUCAGUUGAUACCACGAACGAGAUCAACGCUAAACGUGAUCACAAUUUAAAGAUUGUCAAUCCUAGCAUUAUUAAUAAUAAUAAUAAUAAUCAUAAUACAGUUGAGAAGAAAACCAAAAUCUCUACUAAAAAUAGUAAGUAA
Messenger RNA from Schistosoma turkestanicum, 462 nucleotides. The record is from the annotation of a GenBank genome assembly. Lineage: Eukaryota; Metazoa; Platyhelminthes; Trematoda; Strigeidida; Schistosomatidae.